This is a messenger RNA of Aureobasidium pullulans EXF-150, 578 nucleotides long. RefSeq lists its product as uncharacterized. Bases 93 to 407 code for a protein of 104 amino acids. NCBI's taxonomy places the organism in Eukaryota, Fungi, Ascomycota, Dothideomycetes, Dothideales, Saccotheciaceae. The record is from RefSeq and is a predicted model, not a curated record. The transcript has a single exon.
AGAUAUCCCAACCAACAUUUGAUUCGAACGUGAGCAACAUGUAUCUCGCGGCUAGUGAUUGUGUCGCUCCCAGAGGAUGCUGUUGAGACUCUAUGUCACACUGUGCCUUCUCACACCUGAUGAUGUCUGUCAGUGUGAGCCGGGGACGUUCUGUGGGUCAUGCUUCCAGCAAGUCUCUGCGCAGCGCAGCACCAACCUUUCCAGUGCCAAACAACUUCUCAGGUACCGUAUUAUAUCAAAGUGUAACAAUACUGACGCAAAACGUCAACUACAGAAUGAUGGUUCAAGUGCCUUCGAAUCAGGGUGACACCAUCAACCACCACCUUUUUGCAAUCUCAGGAAAAUCAGAGAUCAACAAUCCUAUAAAGACUCCUGUGUCUGUCAUAAGGAUAUUUUGGGGAUGCUGAGGGGAGAUGAGAGUUGAUACUAUGAUGGUAGGCCAGAUUGAGACAGCAAAACCGAUCCAGAACUGUUUUACCACUGUGGACAUCCGAACCAGACACAAGCUCCAAUUACACACCCAAGAUACCAGAUUUCCAGGAGCACAAUACUUUUUAGAUGAGAGUGAGGGGGAAAAC